CACGCAGCAUACGUACUCGCACGACCAUGUCUUUAGUCAAACUUUUGACCGUGGUUGCCUGUUUAAGUUUAUCAGUACCAUUUAGUAAUGGUGCUAAAAUUUUAGGAUUUUUCCCAUUUCCAUCUAUCAGUCAUCAAGUCGCAUUCAGACCUCUGAUGCACGAACUUGCUCGAAGAGGCCAUCAAGUAACUGUAAUCACACCAGAUCCAGCCUUUCCCAAAGGAGGAACGCCACCUAAUUUAACCGAGAUCGAUGUCCACGAUGCGACAUACCGCAUGUGGCACGAACAAUUCGUGGCCACACCAAAAGGCCAUAAAGGGAAUCUGGUAGCCGAUUUCAAUAUCAUCUACAAAUUAACAGCAAAAAUUGUAGAUGUUGAAUUGAAAGAUGAAGAAGUGAAAAGAUUGAUUAACGAUAAAAAUCAAACAUUCGAUCUUAUAUUCGCUGAAGCUAUGAUGAGGCCUGCGAUAGUAUUUUCACAUAUAUACAAAGCUCCGGUGAUUUUAAUGAGUUCCUUUGGAUCGUUUAGUGACAAUUACGAAGUUAUGGGUGCGCCUAUCCAUCCAUUUUUGUAUCCGUUUACUGUGAGCAGAAGAUUGCACAGUACGUCAUUGUGGGAUAAAAUAGGACAUUUGUACGAUUACAUUAGGAUUACCAUGAUACAGAAGAACAACUACAUUGAAGAGAAUCGAAUACUCAGAUCGCAUUUUGGAGAUAACAUACCAUCAGUUCAAGAGAUGAACAACAAUGUUGCUAUGUUAUUCUUGAAUCUGAAUCCAAUUUUCGAAGGAAAUCAACCGGUUCCUCCCUCUGUUAUACAUGUGGGUGGUAUUCAUCAGAAGCCUCACAAGCCUCUACCAAAGGACUUAAAAUCAUACCUGGAUUCUUCGAAAAACGGCGUAGUUUACGUCAGUUUUGGAACAAAUGUGGAUCCAACAUUAUUUUCGCCGGAGAAAAUUGCAAUGUUCGUACGAGCUUUCUCCCGAUUGCCUUACGACGUGCUAUGGAAGUGGAACAAGGACGAACUGCCAGGGCGUACAGACAAUAUCAAGAUAUCUAAAUGGCUCCCACAGUCUGACCUGCUGAGACACCCAAAAAUCAAAGCGUUUGUAACACAAGGAGGUUUACAAUCGACAGACGAGGCUAUAACCGGAGGCAUCCCUAUGAUUGGAAUACCAAUGUAUGGAGACCAAUGGUAUAAUGUAGUCAAGUACGAAAAACUGAAGAUUGGCCUGAAAUUGGAGUUAGAUACUCUUACCGAUGAAGCUCUUUUAGAAGCUAUACACAAAGUUAUUGAUGAUGAAAGUUACCGUCGCAAUGUAAAGAAAUUGGGCGAGCUGAUGACUGAUGAGCCGAUGACACCACUAGAGCGCGCUGUGUGGUGGACGGAACACGUGCUGCGUCACGGCGGCGCGAGACAUCUCCGAGGACCUGCAGCCAACAUGUCGUGGGCAGAGUACUAUGAACUAGACCUAGUACUAACACUUCUCUUAGCGCUAGUCAUCGCCAUAGCAACCAUCGUUCUAAUCGCAAAAUAUUUAUACAAUCAAGUUUUUACAAAAUACAUUGCUAUUAUAAAAACUAAGCGCGCGUGAUGAUCAUAAUAAUAUCAUUUUAUGGAAGAUUUUGUGAUUGUAUAGAUAUGUACGCUUCAUUGAGUAUAAAAAAGAUAAGUUAUUUACAUUGACUGGAUAUAAUAAUAUGAAAGCUAAAGUGCCUGUCAUUUCACACGGCAUGAUAAGCAAACUCAUAAAUACACAUUAUCCUAUCAUAAUCUAUUUUGUAAUUAGUUCCUGUGGAUAAAGUCAAAGACAUAGGUAGGAUUUAUUUUCAUUAAUCGUUAAACAGGCAUUUUGAUAUCACAUGGUUGAAUAGUCAGUCUGUAUAUCAUUGGAUAUAAUUGCUUAUUAACAAGCGUAGGUAGAUUUGUUAGGAGAAUAACUGGCAAGUAAAGUCCGUGCACAAAAAAAAAUCAUAUUAGACCUAUUCCAAAAUACAAAACGUCCUCUAAAUAUGUUGGUUCAGAACAUAAUGAUUGGUUAACGCCGUAUUUUUAUCUUAAUUCUUGACAUCACUACAUAGUAUAAAACCAAGUCGCUUUCUCUGACCCUAUCUGAAUUUUUAAAACUAUAUAACGGAUUUUGACGCCUUUAUUAGUUCUAGUAAAUGAAGAGGAGGGUAUAUGUGUAUUGUAUAAUAACAUCUAUUAAGAAGUGGAGAAAUUUAGUAUCAACAAUGCAGCCGUGCAAAGUUGGGAUGGGUCGCUAGUCGCUAUAAAAAUCGUCUACGCAUGUAAAAGAUUUUUUUAGCCGCAUCUGUAGGAUUUCAAAGAUUUAUAGUUAUGUAGGUACAUUCGUUUUGGCAUUAAUAUUGUAAGUCAAUUUUACUUCAUCUGUAGUUUAACUCAUUGUAACGCUCAUGAUCUCUCACCAAAGAUAAAUAUUAUAAUUAGUAUAUAAUUCACAAUGACCAUUAUUAAAUAAUUUUAGUUAGUAGGCACUUAAUUUAAUGUUUAAAAUGUUGU
Molecule: messenger RNA, 2524 nt
Organism: Spodoptera exigua (beet armyworm)
Lineage: Eukaryota; Metazoa; Arthropoda; Insecta; Lepidoptera; Noctuidae
Source: the annotation of a GenBank genome assembly